Molecule: messenger RNA, 6145 nt
Organism: Vespa velutina
Lineage: Eukaryota; Metazoa; Arthropoda; Insecta; Hymenoptera; Vespidae
Gene: mamo
Product: protein bric-a-brac 1
Exons: 4
Coding region: 3117-5756 (879 amino acids)
Biological process (GO): regulation of transcription by RNA polymerase II
Cellular component (GO): nucleus
Molecular function (GO): protein binding
Source: RefSeq, a predicted model, not a curated record
AAAAAGAGGGAGAGAAAGAGAUGGAAAAAGAAAAUACACGGAACACGAACGCACGCACGUACGUACGCACGCACGCACGCACGCAUGCACGCACGCACGCACGCACGCACGCACGCACGCACGCACGUUUUAUCCUCGGACGUCUACGAUCGAGAUGGAUCAUCGUCGUCAUCGUCGAGUGACGAUCGAGAGAAGGAAUAAUAAUUCUACGACACGUGUCUUCGAAAGUAAUCUCGAAUCGGAUCGAAGUUGAAUUAUUAAUUAAUUAAUUAACGAAUAAGAAAUGAAGGAUAGAAGGAAGGAAGUUACGAAGAGGACGAAGAAAGUAAGACGACCAGGAUUAAAACGAUGGUCUCUCUGUCUGUCUCUGUCUAUCUAUCUGUCUGUCUGUCUGUCUCUGUCUCUAUCUCUGGCACAUCGCCUAUGAAAUAUUUUUUUCCGCGUGGGUGCACCCGCGUUUUCUCAAAGCAUUUACGCGAAUAUAUAUCCGCCAACGUCAUAUAUAUAUAUAUAUAUAUAUAUAUAUAUAUAUAUAUAUAUAUAUAUACUUUGCCCCUCGUAGUUUUUCUAACUUUUUUUUACCAAAGAAAAUUUAAGAAGGAAUUAAACGUUAAACGUUUUAGAUAUAUAUCACGAAAAAUUUGUCGAACCUUUUUAGUUAAACUAUCAUUCUGACGAUACGUUUACUUUUCUUUUUUAUUUCCUUCGUUUCUUUUCUUCCUUCUUUCUUUCUGUCUCUUUUUAUUUUCUCGACGAAGGAAAGACGAAGAGAGAUAGAUAGAUAGAGAGAGAUAGAUAGAUAGAGAGAGAGAGAGAGAGAGAGAGAAAGAGAGAGAGAAAGAGAAAACGUCCGAUGAUCUCUUUCCUUUUGGCACGUCGCAUCGACGUUUGUUUCUCCUCGACGGCCGAUGGCCAGCCACGAGGAGCGUUUGCUCGGAGCGCGUUGCGCGAUCCCGCGUCGGGAGACACGUGACGUGAGUGAAAAGUGCCUAACCGGGAUGUUUCCGGUCGGUGCCAGACGAAAAGAGAGACAGAGAGAUAAAAAGAAAGAGAGAGAGAGAGAGAGAGACAUGCAGAGAGAAAUAGUUUCAUACGUGUAUAUACAUGUAUAUAUGUAUAUAUAUAUAUAUAAAGAGAGAGAGAGAAAGAGAGUGUACAAAUAUUCUAAUUGGGAAUAACUAUGAAAAAAAGAGUUUAGAAAACAUCAGAGAUAAAAACAAAUAAAAAAAAAAAAAAUGAGAAAGAUAUAGAAAAAGAUACAUAGAGAGAGAGAGAGAGAGAGAAUAAUCGUGGCAUCCUUGUCUCGCGAUCGUCACGAUCGAGCGCGGUAAAUUAGAAACUCUACCGUAGAGAUCUCUGCUACCGUAAGUACGUAGAGCGAUACGCUCCGUCGGAUUCGCGCCAAUUUCCACGCGAAGAACCUUACCCGACGUCUUGCCCUUCCUCCACCAACAGGAGAAACACGAAGAGGAUUAAAAGAGAAAAGGAUAGAAAAGAUCCGUGAUCGUGCGUGACGCGUCCGUAAAAGUUCGUGUGUGUUUCGUAUGUAGUGUUCUUCGUAAAGAAAAAGAGAGAGAGAGAGAGAGAGAGACAGAGAGAGAUAGAUAAAGAAAAAAAAAUAGAAAGAGAGAGAGAGAGAGAGUGAUACGCACAAGUGCACGUGCAUACACGCACACGUGCUCUCUCUCGGAAAAGGAGGAGAAGGUGGUAGUGACGGUGGAGGAGGAGUCGGUGGGAAAGGAGGAGGUGGAGAAGGAGGAGGAACUCUCGAGCUUCGGGUUAGAAAGGAGACACGCAUGACACGCACGUAUGCACGCACGUAUGCACGUCGUGCUGUCACGAUCGCGAAGUGACGGUACGUACGUAUAUAUACAUAUAUAUAUACAUAUAUAUACGUAUAUAGAUAGAUGGAUAGAUACAUACGUACAUAGAUGCGCGUGAAUUAAAAACUUGCGAAUCUCUUCUCUCUCUCUCUCUCUCUCUCUCUCUCUCUCUUUCUCUCUCCUUCCUGGCGUCGUAACGGCAUACAAGAAAGGUUAACCGAAAAGAAAGGAUUUCAGAUUGAUAGAUAGAUAAACGUGAUGAAUAAGAUAGAAUGACAAAUUGGACGAUGCUAGAAAUAUAUUAACAAAGAGAAAGAGAGAGAGAGAGAGAGAGAGAGAGAGAGAAGGAGAGAGAGAGAGAGAGAGAGAGAAAUGACAAAUUGAGCGAUGCUAGAAAUUAUAUAUGAAAUUUAUUAUAAGAGAAAGAGAGAAAGAGAGAGAAACAGGUGCAGAAGAGAUUUCAUAAGAUCAAAAAUAAGAGAGGAAAAGAGAGAGAAAGAGAGAGAGAGAGAAGUAUUUAGUGCUACGAUGUUUUAGCGGAAGUACGUAAAGACUGCGUUCGAGGCAAACGACGUAGAUUGAUUUACGAAUCUCGAGAGUCAGAUAAAGAGGGAGAUAGAUAGAUAGAUAGAGAUAGAGAGAGAUAGAGAGGAAGUAGCGGAUGAAAGGUACCGGAGCAUUAACGAACAAGGUGAAAGAAGGAAAGAAAUAGUGAUAGUUGACCUUCUAUAAAAUGUAAGGAUAACAGCAAAAGAAAUAUAAAAGGAAGAGAUAGAGGGAGAGAGAGGAAGAGAAAGAAAGAAAAGUAGCUGGUAAUUCGUCGAGAUUCCAACAAGAAUUGGUAUUAUUUAAAGAAGAAAAACGAGAGAGAGAGAGAGAGAGAGAGAGAGAGAGAGAGAAGAGGCGAGAGAUAGUGCGUGUUCCGCGAGCCGUUCGCGACGAGACGAAAAUAUCUCACGUGCGUCGAGAAAAAGAGAGAGAGAGGGAGAGAGAGAGAGAGAGAGAGAGAGAGUGAGAGAGGGAGAGAAUAAAUCUCAAAGAUCUUUUGGAGGCCGACUACAACUACAACUACGACUAUGACUACGACUACAACUAUGAUUAUGACUACAACGUCGAAGGCGGAGGCGGCGACGGCGGUGGUGGCAGUAACGACGACGAGAAAAGAGAGAAAGAGAGAGAGAGAGAGAGAAGGAAAGGAAAGAGGGAGAGAGAGAGAGGGAGAGGGAGAGAGAGGUAGCUGGCGUGAUUCGGUGAGAAGAAGCUUUUUGCAGGGUCGCGGGGUGCAGUUCAGACAUGGGAAGUGAGCAUUACUGCCUGAGGUGGAACAAUCAUCAGAGCAACUUGCUGGGUGUGUUCAGUCAACUGCUGGAGUCGGAGUCGCUGGUGGACGUGACACUGGCGUGCACGGAGGGACCAUCGAUACGCGCCCACAAGGUAGUCCUCUCCGCGUGCUCCAGCUACUUCCAGGCCCUGUUCCUCGACCAUCCGAACCGUCACCCCAUCGUCAUCCUAAAGGACGUACGUUUCGCCGAGUUACGUACCCUCGUCGACUUCAUGUACAAGGGCGAGGUAAACGUCGAGUACUGCCAGCUCUCGGCGCUUCUCAAGACAGCGGAGAGCCUCAAGGUGAAAGGUCUAGCGGACAUGACGAACAUCAACGCUGCCGUAGCUUCGCGAGAGGAUCAACAGACGCAACAAACGCAACAGCAGCAACAGCAACAACAGCAACAACAACAACAACAACAGCAGCAACAGCAACAACAAUCGCAACAACAAUCGCAACAGGCUCAGCAGCAACAAUCGCAGCAACACGAUCGAAGCUCGGAGUGUUUGCAACGGGAAUCCUCGCGAGAGCAACAUCAUCGGGAACGUGAAAGUAUAAAGGAUAGCGUUGGCAGUAGCGUUGGGAAGUCGAACGACAGAGAGAGAGCCGAGGGAAACGUUUCAGGCGUCGCGACGGCUGCCUCGGCCGGCGCGACGACGUCCAGCCAAGGCACGAAAGAUUCUGCCGAUCAACAACAGCAUCAGCAGCAGCAACAACAACAGCAACAACAACAACAGCAGCAGCAACAACAGCAACAGCAGCAACAGCAACCGCAACAACAGCAGCAGCAAUUGCAAACGCAAGCGCAGCAGCAGCAACAGCAGCAACAGCAACAACAGCCGAAUCAUCCGCAGGGUACGACGAGCGAUUCGGGCGAGGCCGUCGACAUGACGGAUUGUCCGGGCUCGCCAACGGGCCCAGGUAGUCCCUGUCCUGGUCCCUUGGCUCUCGAUCGACCAAGAAGGGAUUCCGAGGAUGCUGCUAGCCUCGAAGAGACUAGAGGCUCCCUCAGUCCGAUAUCGGUACACAGUGGUCCAUCCGACAUGAGCCUGAGCAAUAACACCGCCGGUACACCUGGUGUCUUACCUUUGAACUUACCGCAGAGCCGACUUCCGUCCCCGCACAGUACCGAACCACUCGCAGGGCCAUCAGGCCUACCCCCUGUUCAACAAGUUCCGCUUUCGUUGAAAAAGGAAAUGGACUGGGAAAGAUCGACCGAGGAACGGAGCGUCAGCAGUGAAAUAUCCACGGACUACAGACUCCCGCCAGAUCCGGUAUCUUUGGCGUUGGGCCUCGAAGCGGGUGGUUGGGGUGCACUCGUCGAAAGAUCGAGCGGACAUCAUCAUCAUCAUCAUCACGGUGGUGGAAGCGGUACGGGAGGUGGUGGUUCAUCAUUGAUCGGUCACGGAAGUUUCGCAAGUUUAGCAGGUUUGGCACGACGUUGCGGUGUCUGUUUGGCUACCUUCCCGUCGGCCUGGUUGCUCGAACGUCACGCUUUGCUCCAACACGCUGGUCAAUCGAACGACGACAAGCCGUUUACGUGCGAGCAGUGCGGUCAACGUUAUCGUUACCGUUCGGCUUACGUUAAACACCGCGAACAAAAUCAUCGGGCACGUUUGCCCGCGGACAAGCUCUUCACCUGCGACGUAUGCGGCAUGCAAUUCAGGUAUCUUAAAUCGUUCAAGAAGCAUAGACUGAAUCACGCGUUGGAAAGAUUGCAACGUGCACCGAGCGAGACCCACAACGUAUCGGUUCUGACGUCGCCAGUUGCCGAAAGGAGCGAUCAGGUAUCAAGUACGGGUGAGCCAAGUCAAAUCGAGACGGGUAGCGACUCAACGACCAAUCCGGGUGACGUCGAAGAGUCAAGGGGUAUAUUUUCGGAAAAUGCGAGAGGGGAGGAGAGCGUUUCGGAAACGGCAAGUAUCCAAGAUAAUCCAGGUGAGGCGAUCGAGGCGAUACAAAUGACGGAUACCUUGAUUAACGAGACUAAUACGACCGCUAAGUCCGCUAUGAUGAUGAUGACGGGUACUACGACUACGACCGCUACGACGACCGCUACGACGACUACAACAGCUACGACGACGAUCGGUACGACGAUUACGAGAACUAUGACAUCGUCUACGACUGCGACGAUGAUGACGUCAGGUUGUAGAAGCAACAUUCCCGGUAUGAUAUCACCGUCGGUGACCGGAAGCGAAAUUGGCCUGCACAACAUUGGCACAGGUAACACGACGAUGGACGUUGUCGCGGAUCCUGAUGAAUCUGUCUUAGACGAUGGCGAACGUGGCGAGGCGCAGGAUGCUACUAUGAUAACAUUGGCACGUACCGGGCACGAGGCCGAUCGACGCGAACGACGUUUCGCUUGUCCAUUUUGUGGAAAAUGCGUUAGAUCGAAGGAAAAUUUAAAAUUACACGUGCGCAAGCACACCGGCGAACGGCCUUUCGUUUGUCUAUUUUGCGGCCGUGCAUUUGGCGGUAAAAGCGAUCUAACAAGGCACCUACGGAUACACACUGGCGAAAGGCCGUAUCAUUGCGAAAUGUGCGGGAAAUGUUUCGCGCGUGCCGAUUAUCUUUCCAAACACUUAACCACUCAUAUACAUCAGCGUUAAAAAUCGUCCCCUCUUGAUCUUCUUCGAUCAAAUCGAAUCCCUCCUAACUUCGAGGGAUUUUUUCCUUCCACCACUCUUCAUCCACUCCAUCCCUUCCCGUCCUACCUUUUACGCACGCGAGCGUGUCUAUGUAUAUUCGAGAGAAGAAAGAAGAAGAAGAAGAAGAAGAAGAAGAAGAAGAAGAAGAAAAAGAAGAAGAAGAAGAUGGGGAAACAAAAAUGGAUAGACGUAUCUUUUAAUUGUGCGACGAACGAGAAAAGAAAAUAAGAGGAGUAUAUAUCGUUUAUUCGAUAAAUAUUAAGACGCGUUAAUUAAACGAGAUGAGAGAUACGCUAAAAGAACGGGAAAAAAAAAGAAGAAAAAGUUAAGAAAGAAGGAAGGAAUACGGG